This is a messenger RNA of Melampsora larici-populina 98AG31, 1664 nucleotides long. RefSeq lists its product as uncharacterized. The transcript is spliced from 5 exons. The record is from RefSeq and is a predicted model, not a curated record. The coding region runs from base 69 to 1487 and encodes 472 amino acids. Lineage: Eukaryota; Fungi; Basidiomycota; Pucciniomycetes; Pucciniales; Melampsoraceae.
AAGAAAACUCUAAACCGAAAGAAUUGAACUAAGAAGAAGACGAAGAAGAAGCAGAAGAAGAAGAAGAGAUGAACUCAAAUUCAGCAUCACAUUCUAUUAGAACAAACAUCCAAAGCCAUCAAGACAAUCAGCACCAUGAAGAUCCAAUUGAGAGUAAUCUUGAAAUCAUAAAUCAAGAAAAGAAGAAGAAAUGGUUUGAAAGGAUUGGAUCGAUUUUAAUAUUUAUCAUAGUUUUAAUUUCUUAUGUAACUCAAUCUGAAUUAUCACAAAUCAUACAAAUUCAAAAUGAUUAUCAAAAACCUUAUCUUUUACUUUAUUUAACUCAUUCUAGUUAUCUUUUUAUUUUACCUUUACAUCUUUUAAUCAUUCGACUUUUCAAAUCAAAACAUCAAUUCACUCAUCCUGAUGCUUUAUCAACAAGUACAAUUAGGAAUUCGAUUUUAAAUGAUCUGGUCCAAUUGAAAUCCAUUUUUGUUGACCAAUAUCGAUUUGAAGAUUUGAAUGAUCAGAUAAACCGUCCUGUGGAUUUGGACGAUGGCAAUCUUGAUGAACUAGAAAAUGAUAAUGAUAAUGAAGAAAUCAGAAGAAUUAACCGAAGCAAGAAUGCAUUAAAUCUAAAUCCAAUCCAAUCAUUUAAAUCCAAUUUACCAUUACGUAGGUUUUUGAUCAGAUCAAUACAACUUACCUUCUUAAUAGCUUUACCUUCUUUAUCUUGGUUCGCCUCAGUUUCUUUGAUCGAUUUAACUUCAGUCACUGCAAUUUAUAAUACAAAUGCAUUCUUUGCUUAUUUAUUUGCUAUAUGUCCUUCUCCAUCUACUGCUGCUCCACCCACUCAUCGUUUGUUAGGUACCGCUUUAGCUUUGCUUGGUAGCUUAACUUAUGCUGGCUAUGAAGUUUGGUAUAAAAAACUCAUCUCUUUACCUGAUCCUAAACUUCUUAAACAAUCUCUCGCUUCUUUUUCUACAAAAGCUAUCAUUUCAAAUUCCUCUGAAGCUGAACGUCAUUCAAGAGAUCAAGAAGAAUCAACUGGUUUAUUAUCUUUAUCAGAGUCACAAACAGAAAGAUCAAAACCUGAGAUUGAUUUAAUCAACAGAUCACUGACGGUAACACCUCAAAACAUCUUACUUCAUGCAAAUUUCAUUACUUCUUCAAUUGGCUUUUUCACUUUAACUUUACUUUGGAUUCCAAUUCCAUUUUUACAUUUCUUUAAAAUGGAAAUUUUUGAAUUACCUUCUGAUACAAAACUCAUUUUUCUGAUUCUUGGGAUGAUUUCAAUGGGUGUGAUCUUUAAUGCAGGCUUUAUGGUAUUAUUAGGUCUAUGGGGUCCAGUAGUAGCAUCUGUAGGAAAUUUAUGUACUUUAGUUUUAGUAGCCAUUUCAGAUUUGAUUUUACUUCCAAAUUAUCAUUUAAAUUUAUCAAUUUCAAUAGGUUGUAUUUUAAUCUCCACUGCAUUUAUUGUACUUGUAAUUGAUCUUUUUCAUAAAUAAAAUCAUCUUUAACUUCAUCUGAUUCUACCUUUGAAUUUUGUUAUUGUUGUUGUGUUUUUACAAGACUUUGAGGUUUUUUUUUCUUUGAAUCUACAAAAAAGUCAAUAAUCAUCUUGCAUAUUUUUUAUAUUCUCUUUUUUAGUACAGAUCAUAUACAAUUUAAUAUUAUUAGAAUUC